AUGGCUCAUGCUCGUCCAUCUGUGACAAUACAUGCGAAUUGUUACCGUGUUUUUCAGCAGUCUUUUUGUUGGGAAGAUGCCACGGACGCUAUAUGGGUCGCUUCAGCGUGGAAGUCCCCAUGGCGACACCGACCUCCCCAGCGCAAGCCUCGACUUGAUCUCACUGACAUGACGUUGGUGUCAAUAGGAGGGCCAGUUGCCGAGGCUGUUGGUAUCUCAGGCCUGGCACUUUUACCGCCAGAAGUGCUCCAAAUGGUCAGGUCUUAUAUCCCCGAUAAUCUCCUCUGGCGAUAUUCUCUCAUCCAAAAUAUUGCUGAGGACAUGUCACGGCCCUUCCAAAAUCCCUUUGAGCCUCAACAUGAUGCUACUCGCUUUGCUCUGGCAGCAGUGAAAGCUUGGAAACGCGAAUCAAAAGGGAUGAAUACCACUUUUGAUGAGAGUAAAUCAGAGUCGUUCAUCGUCAGACUUACUGUUGACUGUCUUGGCUUGAAAGAGAUCCAAAGAUUACAUGAUUGGCCAGAGUAUAACCACACGCGGUCCAACACUUACACAUACGUUUUCUUCACACAAGGACAAGCGGAUAGAUCUUUCAUUUAUUCAAAGUUUGGGCGAGCUUUCAUCGAUAAUCCUGAUGACUCUCAAGACUUCCCAUUUUGGGACACGUCAAACCCUCCCUUGAGAGGAUUGAAAAUGUUUCCGCGGCCAGAUCGUCCAGGUUCCAUCCGUUACCGCACUGUCGAUCUCCUCAAUACCACAGGACUUACCUUCUUCUUUCUGAGAGGUUUCAUAGUAGCAGUUCACUCCCACACAGUGAACGCACCAGUUGCAGCACCAGCUAUACAACAUUUCUCUCGAUAUGAACAAGGUUAUAUGAUAUGGACGUACAUCCCAGUAUCCAGUACUGAUAUCCUCCUUCGGAUCGGUGUGGGGGACACUUGGCAAAGAAGUAUAGAGAUAUGUACCAAACUUACCGGGACCUGCCUCUUUGGUCCUUACGACUGUUAUAUGGACACUCGCGAUGUAUCGGGAAAUACGCCAUCUGUACUUGUUCAUAAUGUACCGAUUGAGAGGGUAGGCGGUUCACUCGGUAUAGUUACCGAGCAUAACUUGGAGAGUGAACCCUUGUUGUCGUUUCCUCGCUACCACAACGACGACAUGGAUCCCCUGGGUAUGGGCUGUAUUAACACUGUAGCUCCAGCGAAAAAUGUCACUCAUGCUGAUGUCUAUUACGAUCGCAGAAAUGGGUAUUGUAAAGGAUUGCUCCUGGCGUAUGCAAACGGUGCGCAGCGGGCGAUAGGGCAAUGCCGGGUUGGUAUUGACCCUUUCAAAGCUUACGAAGAGCCAUCCUGGUUCUGUUCCCGCAAGAUCUAUCAUCCAGAAUUAUCCGAAGAAACCGGAAGUUGUGUUGUUGAGUGUACGACUGGCACGAAUGACCACAAGCAUGAACCUUGCGACAUUGAUGAUUGGCGGUGUAUGCGCGCACGAGCAGGAUUACGUCUUGAGUUCGUGUGCCACUACAUGGCAAACACUUUUGAGAUUUAUACUCGACAUGAUGAGGAAGAGGACGACGACUAA
Molecule: messenger RNA, 1575 nt
Organism: Fusarium fujikuroi IMI 58289
Lineage: Eukaryota; Fungi; Ascomycota; Sordariomycetes; Hypocreales; Nectriaceae
Exons: 3
Coding region: 1-1575 (524 amino acids)
Source: RefSeq, a predicted model, not a curated record